Molecule: messenger RNA, 2506 nt
Organism: Caenorhabditis auriculariae
Lineage: Eukaryota; Metazoa; Nematoda; Chromadorea; Rhabditida; Rhabditidae
Source: the annotation of a GenBank genome assembly
AUGUUUUCGGAGCACUCGCCGCCCACCGACCCAGCGUACGUCUCAAUUGUCUUCUUGUUGCUUGAGGUCGAGGUGAAAUCCGUUGGGAGUUUCAGCUUAAUCUCGGACUCCUGCUUCGAUUAGAGCUGUUUUUGAUAACUCUUGAAAGGAAGAGCCGGAAACGGUUAAAAAAGGAAAUCUUGUUACUUCUAGAAAUUAAUUUUCUUAGAAGGGCUUGAAACCAUCCAGAUAACUUUUUGAGAAUCCGCCUGAUAAUUUUUCCCCCCUGAUGGAUCAGUCGUUUUUCGUUCUGCUUUUGCGUCUUCAUUUUUUUUUUUACUCGUAAUCUUUCUUAUGAAUCAUGAGAAUAUCUUCCCGAGUGGAGGUCUGAUGCGGAAAAAAAAGAAGUCGGUAAGCGAAGAAACGGAAAGGAAUCUCGGCUCGGUUGGCACGUAAUUUGAUACUCUUUAUCGCCUUCUUUUUCGACACUUCGCGUCUACUUUGUUUUUCACGGUCUCAUGUUUGGAAAAUUCGAAUUUCUGAUUUUCCUGAGUCUUUAUCAGAAUUAAAAUUUAGACUAGCUAUUUUCUUGUUGUUUUAUCUCACUUUUCAAAAACGAAAAAAAUUCGGUUCUGCGCGAAAAAAAUGAUAAGUAUGCGAAAAUUUCCUUGAAAAAUACAAAAACUUUUUUUAUUCAUUUUUAUCUGUUUUUUUUCUCGCAGUAAAAACGGCGUCAGUUUUCUCAAAUAAAGUUUCAGAGAUCUUUCUAGAUUCUAUAAACUGUCAACUCUUAAGCGGAGCCUUCACGUUAGCUGUGGGUCGCGUUUGUCCUCAACAUACAAUUUUUCUUUUUAUUUUUCAAAAAAGAUUUUUUAGUAUAGUUUUCAAGCAAAAAUUAUGGCGUGUCUAUCGGAGAAACGGAACAUGUUUCAAAACGAGAAAGUUUUUUUUUCAUCGGUUCCCCAAAGUUGCUCCAAAAUAGUACGAAUUUUUGUUUCGAAGCAUUUACCUUUUGUCCGAAGAACACGCCAUUACUAUUUCACAGUGUUCCCAAACGAGCGGCAGCUGUGGUCAGUGGGCGUGGCUGACUGCAACAGCGGCCCGGUUUAUUGCAAUAGGGGCGCGGGGAUGAGAGUCAAGUUUUGUGGAUUUAGUGGUUGGAAAAAGACCAUUAAAUGAUGUUUUUCCUAGGUUCUCGCAAGUUUUUCAAAGAUUUUUUUAAUGUGUAUAUAAUUAUAACGAACAAAUUUAAAUGAAGAAAGAGACGAAAAAAAGUUUUUUUGCAAAAACAAAAAUAUCUCCCAAAAAUGUCGUUUUUUUAGGAAAAACUCGUCAAAUCGAACUUCCAAAGGGAAAAUGGAGAAAAAAAGCUCACAGCACUUCUCUUAAGAAAUACCAUUUGAACGUUUUAAAAACAAAAAAACAGAUACAUAAUAGCUUGUACGAAUAAAGCUGUCACCCAAAAGGACAUUUUCAAGAAUAAAUUCGUCGAAUACUGCCUCGAAAAAUUUCGAGAAAAAAAUCUCACAGCGUUUCUCUUAAGAAAGUCCAUUUGAAAAUUCUAAAAACAAAAACAAACGAAAUAUCUUAUGCGAAAUAAGUUGUCAUCAAAAAAAUGUCAUUUUAAUGCAAAUUUCUGUGACGAGAACAAUCGAAAAAUCACUUCAAAUCUCUGGAAAACGCGAUAAACACGUUUUAAGAACACAUACAACGUGAAAAAAUACGAAAGAAUGGUAAAAUACGCAAGAAAAAGAGAAAAAACCGUAUUAAAAGUGAAUGAAAUUUUGUGGGGGUGACACGCGCCGCACCGCGUUGCGUUAGAAAAAACUCGCGUUUUCGCCCCAUUGCGACGACCUUUUUUUUGGCUUGCCGCCGUCUCUUUUGGAACACUGUGUAUUUGACGGAUGCUUUUUUUAGAGUUCUCGAUUUGGUUGUCAAAAACUGUUAGAAAAUUAUUGGCAUCACUUCCAUCAUUGAAAUUGAUUUUAUUCAUCGCUUUCUCCGUGCAAUAUGCACAUAAAAAAGUCAUUCUUUUUUUUUGUAGCUAGUUAAAAAAAAUGAGAAACUUUUCUUUAUUAAAAUGUUUCUUGAAAAAUUGCUUGAAUUUGUGAAUUUUGACGCGAUAUUUUGAUGGUUUUGUAGGCGAACAUCAUUUUCACAGGUGCUACGUGCCAUCUGUUGUUGUUCGAAAUGUCUUUUUUUAUUUUCAAGAGGUUGAAUUCAAGGUUUUUUUUUUCUCAAUCUUCUGACUUUGCGACGUUUUCUUCGUGCCUCACAGAGGUUUUUUCUUCGAGUUUAAAAUGAAUCUAGGACAUUUUAAUUCAGUUAAAGUUGUUUUAGAAGAAGUGGCGCCGCCCAGAUGGAAGCCGUGUCGGCGACCUCUUCGGAGGCUUCGUCGGAGAAGAAUUCGCGGGAUUGGACCGAAGACUGGCUUCUGCCGACGCCCGACGUCGUUCCUCCAGACAUCCACGUCAUCCAUUCUUGCUCUCCAUCGCCGUCGGGAUUCUUCCGAAGUUUGUCAAUUUAG